AUGAACAAACUGGAACGGUCGUUGCAACUGUUGGACGAAUCAACGGUGCACUCCAAUCGUGGGCUGCUUCGGUCGAAGGAUACGCCGCGCAGUUUGCUGCAGCAGCAGUUUUUAGGGUCGCCGGGUCUGCUUGAUUCGGUGCAAGAUGUUGCUGUCUAUCGAACAACCGAAUCCGAGCGCGGUGCUUGGAACGGCAGCCAGGGUAGCCUGAACGCUGGCAGCACGGUGAGCUACAGCAACGCUAACUCGAAGGAGGUCAACAAGCAGCUGUGCGAACAGUUCCUUGAGGUGCUCCAACGCCACAGCAAUGCCUCGGAUGUGUUCGAGGCGAUUGACGAGUUGAUCGAGCUGCUCGAUGGCACGUUGGUUCACAUGAAUCUGGCAUCCAAACAGCUUCUGCCGGUUGGAAGGGAGCGGCAUAUGCAUGCUGAGGGCAUGUGGCUGAACGCGGAACGGGAAACGUGGAAGCUAAUGGGCUGCCUGUAUCGCGAUCGCAUGGUCACACAAAAGCAGGAUAACGAAAUGGAUGAUCUCCCGCUGCUGAACAGCGAGCAAACGAUCAUUUCACAUUUGUACGCUGGAAAUGGCAAUCUGCGUGAAUACCAGAUGAUUGUGGACUGGCUGGAACAGAUGGCACUGCAGCAGAACCAGCUGCAGAUGGGUCACUAUACAAGCCGCACGGUGGCAUGGGAGAAUACGCUUCACCAGCUGCUGGAGGUGGGCCAGACGGCGUUCGGCAGUGGUCGUUCGUUGGUGAAGAGCCUCGAUCCGGAUGCGCAGGUUCGUGAAAAACGCCCACUGCACGAUCUCGAUACGGAAGACCAGGCACGGUUGGCCAAGCAGGUGUUUCUCGAGAUACGCCACGGACGACUAAAGGAGGCACAAAACAAGUGCGAACACUGUGGGCAGGCGUGGAAGGCCGCAGUUUUGGAGGGCUGGCGCUUGCAUCACGAUCCUAAUUAUCAUGGUGAAAAUGCCACGCUUAUUCGGAACCCGAUCGAGGGCAAUCCUCGGCGUGAUUUGUGGAAGAAGUUUGCCUGGCAAAUGGCCGAGAGCCGAAUGCUGGAUCCGUACACGAAGGCAACGGUCGGCUCGUUGUGUGGCAAUUUGGAAUCGAUGGUGAACGUGCUAUCCGAGCACUCCUGGAAUGAUAUGCUCUGGGCGUACCUUAAGGUGCAGAUUGACAUUCGAGUGGAGAGUGAAAUUCGGUCUCACUGCAUCAAGAGCUACCUGCCGAUGCCGGACCGGUACUGGAACAGCAAAAUGUCGCUCGAGCAGAUCUUCGAUACGCUGGAAGCGCACAAAAACGCGCACAUUAGCUUGGCCGCCAAGGACGUGGACAAAGUGAUCCAAAAGUACAUUAUCUUGGACGACAUUCCGGAGCUGAUGCGCAUCGUGGACGGGUGGCUGGAUGGAACCGAAGUGGUGCUAAUCCCGCAGAUGCUGCGCUUCCUAACGCAUUUUGUUAUGUUUCUGCGUCAGAUCGGAAAAUCCUUUCAGGAAGACAUAGGAGACAAGGUAAUCAAGCGGUACGUGGAGCAUCUGAUUCAAGUAGGCGAACCUCAUCUGGUGGCGUUUUACACCGCUGCCCUUCCGCCGGCAGUGGAGCUGUUGCUGUAUGCGCAAUUCCUCGAGACAAUCAGCGAUAGUGAGCGUCGCAAGAAAGCCUUGGAGGAAGCGUAUAACUUUGGUUUGGACGUUCCGACCAUUACGGUGUACACGGUGGAACGAUACCGCGCACAGGAGCCCGAUGCUGACGAUGCUGUAUCGAUCGCCUCGGGCACGUUGUCCCAGGUGGAUGGAUUAAAAAUUUCUUCCCUUGAGUGGCUUACGUUCUAUCCGGAUCAGCGAGGGGAGCUGCUUUGGCAGGCCAACGCACUAACGCGCUACUUUCUCGCCCGGCGCAGCAUUGAGGCAGCUCGUAAAACGUUUUCUGUCGUACCGGCCGACACGAUCGAGCAGAUUUUCACACAUUACGGCUCGAAGGAUGAUAUUCCGUGCAAGGAGGAGGUAAGCAUCCGCGAAUACCUUUGCCAUCAAACGUACCUAGCGGCCAUCGAUGGAUACAACGACUGGACGCAGCUAUUUUACAACGGAAAGCCGAAACCGCCACCGGCGGUGGCAAUUUCAAACUUCACCGAACGUGUCACGUCCGAACAUCGCGAGACCACGUACCAGAAGGAACUGCGAAAUUGGGAGACGCGACUCACCGAGCGGACGAAUCAAACGCGCGAUCUGCUGUACAACGUGUUGCUCUUUCCCGAGGCCGGUUGGUUGGUCGAUACGGUUACGGCGAAAGGGAUGCCGGAGAACGACGAGGACUGGCAAAACAGGGCCGUGCAGAUGGAGAACCUGCGGAAGCUGUGCAUUCCGGAAGUGGUGCUGUUGCUUCACCAGCUGCACGCGCUGACCGAUCGGCACGUGGAGAACCUGCUGCUCGCAGAUGUGUUGAGCUCGGAAACGCGCCAGCUAUACAGUGUGUUCUCCAAGCACAAACUGGCGGAAACGCUCACGAAGAUAGCAGAAUCAUCGCUUACGCUCAUGAAUAAUCGGAAGGAUCCGUUCGUCGGUGAUGCAGCCAAAAAGUAG
Molecule: messenger RNA, 2589 nt
Organism: Anopheles nili
Lineage: Eukaryota; Metazoa; Arthropoda; Insecta; Diptera; Culicidae
Gene: Nup107
Product: nuclear pore complex protein Nup107
Exons: 1
Coding region: 1-2589 (862 amino acids)
Biological process (GO): protein import into nucleus; regulation of DNA-templated transcription; post-transcriptional tethering of RNA polymerase II gene DNA at nuclear periphery
Cellular component (GO): nuclear pore outer ring; nuclear pore
Molecular function (GO): structural constituent of nuclear pore
Source: RefSeq, a predicted model, not a curated record